This is a messenger RNA of Aplysia californica (California sea hare), 5835 nucleotides long. RefSeq names its product neuroglian. The transcript has 29 exons. The record is from RefSeq and is a predicted model, not a curated record. Bases 132 to 3974 code for a protein of 1280 amino acids. Lineage: Eukaryota; Metazoa; Mollusca; Gastropoda; Aplysiida; Aplysiidae. Gene Ontology annotation, molecular function: protein binding. Gene Ontology annotation, biological process: cell-cell adhesion.
GAGGACCUACCGAGCCAGUGUCAGAGAGGACAUUGUGUGGUGGACCUACCGAGCCAGUCUUGGUGACAUCCGUGGUGCCAGACUGUGAGUGAGGAGGUGCCCACCGCCCCCUCCCCCUCCCACACGCCGGGAUGGAGCUAAGGAUACUCUGUUCUGGCCUGCUCCUGGCUAUCUUUGCUUGCGUCAUCGUUGACGUCAGCGCGCAGUCUGGUGGCGAGCAGGACUUGAAAAACUGCCUGCCCCCUAGUGUGAGAAAGCGAUCACCUCGUCGCAUGUACUUCAUCGUCAAUGAGCAGAUCAGGAUCGCCUGUAUUGCCACUGGAAACAAGACACUCGUCUACACAUGGCUCAAGGACGGUGAAGUCCUGGACUUUAACAGCAAGCUCAACAAAGGCCGUGUGCACUUUGAGCCUGGAGUGGGUUCUCUAAUCCUCACCAAGGCCCAGGAUCAAGAUUCUGGUGUUUACCAGUGUCGGGUGACCAACAACUGUGGCACAGCCUUGACCCCAACGACCAGGCUGCUCCAUGCCAAGAUUGACCCCUUCACCCCCCAGGACAAACCCGAACUCAUCAAGGUCAUGAUGGGAUCCAGUACCGUACUGGAGUGCAACCCACCAACCAGUGUUCCCAAGGCUGUGAUAGCCUGGAUCCUCAUGGACUCCACUGAGUCAAUGAGCGAUGUUGAUGAGUUGGAUUACGAUGAUGUUGGCUUCAUCACCGUGGAACAGAACCGACGUGUCACCAUGGAUUAUAAUGGCAACUUGUACAUCACAAGUGCACGCAAGGAGGAUGAGCAGGGAGGCAAGUCGUAUGUGUGCGCAGCGCAGAACAUGAGAACCCGCUCCUCCAACAAGGGAGAGGAUAAACUGAUCAAAGUACAAGGAGUGACUCCGACGUCAUUUGGUGUGGACCUCAUGUGGCACUCUAACACCACAACAAUGGUUCUUGAGGGGAAAAGAGCUCGUUUCAAGUGUAUCUUCUCUGGGAAUCCUGAGCCAGAGGUGUCGUGGGUACGAGUCAACGGCAACCUCCGACAGGAACGUAUGCAGGCCAACCACCACGAGUUCAUCAUCGAAGAUGUUCUUUAUGAGGAUGCUGGGGAGUACAAGUGUAUGGGGCGCAACUCGCUCCAACGGCAGCCCAUUGAACAUACGUUCACUCUCAAUGUAGAAGCGGCCCCUGCCUGGAGGUCCCACCCCCGAGACGUUACAGUCGGAGUGGAAGAGAGUGCCAGCUUUGAGUGUGAGGCUGUGGGCAAUCCCAAGCCCACAGUAGAAUUCUAUGUCAAUGGAAAGGCUAUUGAUGAGGCUCCAUCCAACCCCCGCCGCACCUUGAAGGGCAACACGCUGUUCUUCAGCAAUCUGGAGAAGAGCGACUCACAGGUCAUCCAGUGCAAUGCCUCCAACUCUCACGGCUCUAUCUGGGCUGAUGUCUACCUCUAUGUCCAAGCUCUCCCUCCCACCAUUGAGAAACCGCCCCAGGAUCGUGUGGUGACUGCCGAGGGCAAAGACCUGACUCUCUCCUGUCAGGUGACCGGCAAACCAAAGCCUAAGGUGGUCUGGUACAAGGGUGUACAGCCGCUGGUGCACAAACGUUUUCAGAUUACCGAGAAGGGAGAUCUGAUCAUUAAGAAAACGAACAAGAAGAAGGACCCUGGUACCUACAGGUGCAUUGCAGAGAACAAGUUUGGAAAGGCAGAGGCUGAGGGACAAGUGGUUGUGAGAAUGAAGACAUCUAUUGCCACCAAGCCAAUUGGAGAGCAGGUUGACUACACAAAUCCAGUAACCUUCACCUGUGGAGCUGUCACUGACAAAGAUGAGGUUGCCAAUCUCAAGUACCGAUGGCUCAAGGAUGGAGCAGAGCUGGAACCCUCUGACCGUGUGAGUAUUAAAGCUGGAGUCCUGACCAUCAUGGAGACAUCCAGCAAAGACACUGGGUCCUAUACGUGUGUGGCAGAAAAUGGCCUGGAUAAUGACACAGCCACAGCUACUUUGCAGGUCAAAGCCGUGCCAGAUCCUCCUUACAAUGUGUCAGUGUCAGACUGCCUUGCCAAGAAAGCCAUCAUCAAAUGGAAGUUUGAGGAGAAGAUGAGAAACUUCGACACAAUGACCAAGUUUAUUGUGGAGUCCACGACAGCGUACAAGAAUGAUGUAUGGGAGAAGGAGGUAACGCUACCGUAUCCGGCAUAUGAAGCCAGCAUCAACUUGUCGCCGUACGCCAAGUACAAGUUCCGUGUGAAGGCUGUCAACAUGAUGGGCAUCAGUGAUCCCAGCCACACGACGUACUCUUGGUGCGAGACCCCCAUGUCGUUGCCGGAUAAGAACCCAGACGGUGUCGAGACAGACGAGCAGUUUACUAACUUCCUGGUGGUCAAGUGGGAGCCAAUGGAAGAGAUUGAUCUAAAUGGCCCCCAGUUCCGCUACUUGGUGGAGGUACAGGAGAUAGGGACGGAUGAUGUGCAGACGUUUGAAGUGGAUGACUUUAGAGAGAAUGAGAAACACAUUCCUGUCAACAACACAUACAAGCCUUACCUUGUGAAGGUACGAGCGGUCAACCAAGUAGGCAAGGCCAUGGCCAACCCGCUUGCUAUUACUGGCUACUCCGGAGAAGCUCCGCCUCUGGUGGUCCCCGACAACUUUGAGCUGGACCCAGACGUGAACGUGACAGCAACCAGCGCCGGCUUCCGCUGGGACCCCGUGGAUACCAGCCCAGAGAUGAUACGCGGAGAGUUCUCUGGGUACAAGAUCCGAUUUUGGAAGAAGGGCCAGCAAGACAUCACCUUCCACGAGCACAUAGUACAGGAAGAGGCAGACAGCUUCCGGCGUCGCAGACAGGCAGGUGACAGGAAAGUGCGAGGUCUUGUGGCCAAUUUGCCGUCAUACGCAGAAGUGGAAGCGGAUGUGGUGGUCAUCAAUAAAAACUUUGAGUCCAACGGGAGCAACGUUGUCAACUUCUCAACGCCUGAAGGAGUUCCGGGUCGAGUGGAGUACCUUGAGGCUCUGUACCGGGGCUCCCAUCACUUCCUGUUGCAGUGGGCACCGCCCAAGGAACAGAAUGGUGUGGUCACAGGCUACAAGGUGUCUUAUCAAAGGAUUACAGAAGUCAAGCGUUUAGACUUUGGAGCCAAACAACUGGCAUACGACAAUCUGGCCCCUGACCAGAACCGAGUGACCCUGAGAGGUCUAAUCCCAGACUCUCAGUACCGGGUGUUUAUUCAGGCCAGCACCAAGGAAGGACUUGGCAAGGAAUACUUCAUCGACAUACGCACCAACAGUGGAGUCUUGUCGAUGGCCCUCCCUGUGGUCCAGGAUGUAGAAUCCUCUGAAGACGAGGCCAACAUAACCUGGGGCGUUCUUUCUGCUGAUAAAGGCAGCAGACAUGGGCAGUUCUACUACAUUGAGUACAGGAAAUUAAAUACCGAAAAGUGGAUGCGCGACAAAGAUGUGGUGGAGGGCCAGUUUUGGGGUGAGCUGAAGCACUUGGAGCCUGGCACCCGGUACGAGGUUCGAGUCCUAGCCAUGGCACAUGAGAAAGGAGAGUCCCGGCCCAGUAAACCGUUCCCGUUUGCCACCUCAGGAGUGGGUGCAUCCCGGGCAAGUUUCCUGAGCGCAGCCUGGUUCAUCGGCAUGAUGGUAGCCAUCAUCAUUCUCAUCCUCAUCCUCAUCAUCGUCUGCAUCAUCAAGAGGAACCGUGGUGACAACUACCCAGUGCAAGAGAAGGAGAGAUUGCGAGGCAACUACAAUGAUGACAACCCUGAUCACUUUAACGGCUUUGGCAAGGGAGAUGAGAACGGCCUUGGAGGGAGCAGCUCAUUUGACCGUGAUGCAGAGAAGGUGCCCCUGGAUGAAGACACAGACAGCUUAGACUACGGAGACGAUGAUGCCAGCAAAUUCAACGAGGACGGCUCCUUCAUUGGCCAAUAUGGUCGUGGCGAGAAAGGGAAUGAGGGAACAAAUGCCUCAUCUAUAGUCUAACAGCAUACAUAUACACCUUUUUGGUGAAAUUGAGUUUGUGUUUUUCUUUUUGUUUGAAAGAAGAAGUGGAUGCCUAAGGUCUAAACGGAGCCAAACAAAAUGUUCAGUUGUAAAUGUUUUUCUACCUGAGUAGAUGACUAAAUCAUUUUGAUUUUGACCUUAUACUUUUUAGGAAUAGAUGUAAACUCAGCUUUAAAAUGUUCAUUGCAAUUUAAGUUGCAACACUACAGAAAACUAAUCCACUUAUUAUGUUUACCACAACUUUAAAAUACGUUUUCUUUUGGCUCACUUUAGGUCUCAGGUUUCCAAAUAUGAGAACUAGUUCCAAACUUGUGAUGUGAUAAUGAUUUCUGUUGGGAAGUUAAAGGUUUUUUGGUAUAUUUGUUCAUAAUGUUUUUUCUGUGCUGUAAGAAGCUUCUGGGUUGCAAUUUCUCUAAUAUGGAAGGUUAAGGGGUUUCUUUUGUAAUUAUUCAACAUGUUCUUUUACGUGCUGUAAGAACAAGCUUUUAAUAUGGCAGACCAUCUGUCGCAUUUUCAUUUUGGCUGAAACCUGAAGACGUUUUCCUCCUUUGUUCCUUUUUUUGAAUUAUAAUACAAGAUGUAGCUUGUUGCAAUGUUCUGCACGCUCUUCUAAUUUGAUCUGAAAACUCGCAAAAAAUUAAUUGUAGUUUUAAGUCUUGCCAGGAAGACAAGAUAGUAUGCUGUAUUUGCUGUGUCACAGCUUUCCUUCUAACGAAGAAGAUUGUGACAAUUAAUUUUUUUAAGGGUUUUCAACUUAUGAAGAAGUUAAAUUUUUCUAGGUAGAGAGCGACUAUGCUUUUCAUUGUGUCAAGCUUUUUCCCUAUAUUAUUGGGAUUUUGUUUUCGUUUUUCUGUGUGGAGGUAGUUUACACUUUAAUGUGUCCGGUCUGCAGCUUUAGGUUGUGAUGUGCUAUUUAUUCUCACCUGUUCUGUAGUCCUGGUAACUGUGUAGUUUCUGCCUGUGAAAGAGGCGGGUCAUUGGCUUGCUGGAGAGAAUUGGAUACACAAGUUGGAGAGAGGACAUUUGCUAAGAAAGGUCUUGGCCCUGUUCUAGUUUUGGUGAUGUUAACGUUCUGCACAAAUUAAGGGACUGUUUACAAACUUCUGACAGAUCAUCCUACAUUGUCAGCUAAAGUUUUUAAUAAGUCUGUGUCACACUCGUUGCAAGAAAUGGAAUUUUCCAGACAAUUUUCCUAUUGCUCGUGAAUGUCCUCCCUUGAACUUUAUAUUUUCUCAUUUUUUUCAUGAUUUUUUUCCCCCCUAGAUAGGGAACUUAAUGUAUGCAAGGAAAUAAGUGUUUCUCUUACACUAUUUAUGAGAAUGUACUGAAGUCAUUGAGACAUUGUGUGUUUGUAUGUGUGUGUGCAUGCAUGUGUGUGUGUGUGCGUGCAUGCAUAUGUGUGUGUGUCUGUGUAUGUGUAUACGCAUGUGUGCAGGCGCUUGUGUGUGUGUGUGUGUGUGUGUGUGUGUGCAUGUGCGCAUAAGAAAGAGAGAGAAAAAGAAAGAAAGAAGGCUGACUGAUCAAUGAGUGUGGUUUAAUAUUUUGGUUGGUUUGAUUUGUAAAUCUUUGUAAUAGUAGAUCUAUACAGAUAUCAUUCAGUGUAGUGUGUGCCUGUGUGUUUUGGUAGGAGUGUAUAUAAUCUACUACAUGGAUGUGCUUGUCUUACUUGCCCCAGCUCGCUACUGCCUCUAUUCCUGCUUCUCUGUACGUUGAUUUUGUUGUGCGCAGCACACGCAGUGUGUGUUGUUCUCUCAUUCUAGUUCAUUCCAGUGUGUGGUUUAGGGGGACUCUAGCCUGGCUGGAUUUAGUGCGGUGUUCCUGUCUGUGUUUGUAUGAAAAA